AUGCUUCUGGCUUCUGGCCACAUCCAUCUCGUCACUCUCUCGAAGUUUAUGCCUCCCUUCCUGCUAACACAGACCGUAGUAACACUUUCAACGCUCCUUUCAAGCAAUGUCUAGGUCACCUACUCUCUCUAACUCAGACAUAUCUGAGCCACACCCCGUCACUCCGCCUGACUAUGCUGAUGUCAUGGAACAAGCAGGGACAUUCAAGUCUAAGAAGCCUGAAUCCCUUCGUAUUGAUACACUGGGGAUUCUCCCUCACGAGAUGGUGGGGAAGAGGCUCAUUCGCGUAACACGUUCUGCCACUCAUCCUGUCGUCACUCUGUACUUCGCCGACGAGACGUCAUACCAAGUCCGGAUAGACGGAUACAAUCCCGGUCAUCCUGGACUUCCAAAAGCAAUCGAAACCGAUCCAGAACUCGAGCCUAUCCUCAAUGAGUUGGAGAAUAACAGUGAUAUGGUAUACACCGUAUCUGAGGCCACUCUGACCACCUUGACUGACCGAGCGUUCCAAGCCGGAAAGCAAGGUAGACCAGAUGCAGAGUGGAAACAAGUACACAGUGCGGUUGCCUUCAAGUUCAAGGAGGAGGGAAGGUGGCAUUGCAUGUGGGCUACAUUGGCCGAGUUCGACGCAAUGGGUAGAUGCGUCUUCAGAAGUUUUGAUGAUGUUUAUCUUCAACGUGUUGAACGGUCACCUCAGAAGUCGCCGCAGAAAAAGAGGUGGAACGGGAGGAGGAAUUGAUAGAGCGACGGAGCUCCUUGUUUGGGUAUCAUCAUAUCCCAAUCCCCUCCCGCCCUAGCGCCUUGGACAUUUCUCCUUUCGUUCGUUCAUUCCUAUUUGCAUCUUGGACCAUCUAGCAAGCCGCUAUAUCUCGUGUAUUUUUGUCUCCUUGUACGAACAACAGACUGUAUCUCGUAGCAAUCUAUCACGAUUCCCAUUGAUGUAGCCGUCAUCUUUCGUCAUACCACCCUUAUGCCACUUCGUUCUCGUCAUUUCUAUAGCUGCCGUACUCAUGUAUUCCAACGUAAAAUGUCCACAUGUUUCGACCUCCAAGUUUGUAAUUUACCUCAAUAUGGACAUCCGCUCAGGUAUCUUU
Molecule: messenger RNA, 1094 nt
Organism: Somion occarium
Lineage: Eukaryota; Fungi; Basidiomycota; Agaricomycetes; Polyporales; Cerrenaceae
Source: the annotation of a GenBank genome assembly